This is a messenger RNA of Hylaeus anthracinus, 1116 nucleotides long. Its product is annotated as odorant receptor 46a-like. Bases 1 to 1116 code for a protein of 371 amino acids. The record is from RefSeq and is a predicted model, not a curated record. Gene Ontology annotation, molecular function: odorant binding; olfactory receptor activity. Gene Ontology annotation, biological process: sensory perception of smell; detection of chemical stimulus involved in sensory perception of smell. The transcript is spliced from 5 exons. Lineage: Eukaryota; Metazoa; Arthropoda; Insecta; Hymenoptera; Colletidae. Gene Ontology annotation, cellular component: plasma membrane.
AUGCGUAUAUUGCGUGCGACAUUCACAAUUCUGAACUUGUGCGGUUGGCUACGCCCUUCUUUUUGGAUAUCCCCAUAUCAGAAAAUUCUGUAUAAUUUCUACACGGUUUUCUUAUUCCUCACGAUACACUCUCUCCUGUUUACUCAAAUAUUGGACGUGGUUUUUAACGUAAGAAAUCAAAACGAGUUCAGUGACAAUAUCUAUGAGUCACUCGCGGUAUUCAUGAGCUGCUGCAAGAUGUGCAGCUUCCUGUUGAAUCGAAAGAAGGUGAAACUAUUGAUCGACACUCUUCAGAAGAAACCAUUUUUGCCAAUGAAUGCCGAGGAAUACGAAAUUCGAAGGAGAUGCGAACAGACCGCUACGCGGAAUACGAUUGGUUACACAAUUAUGAUCGAGUGCUGCGUAGUCUUCAUGUGGACAACUUCGGUUUUCAGAGAUUUCGGACGCAGACAAUUAACGUAUCGCGCGUGGAUACCUUACGACUAUUCAUCUUCUUUGCUUACGUUUACUGUUACCUACACUUAUCAAACUUCAACCGUGAUGAUCGGCUCGAUUAUGAACAUCGCUUACGAUACUCUGCAUAGUGGAAUGUUGAUGCACACAUACUGCCAGUUGGAAAUCCUCGAACAUCGUCUGAAAAAUGUUACGAAGGAUGACAACUACUCGGUCGAGCAAUGCGCUCAUUACCAUCAUCGCAUAUUCCAAUUCGCCGCGAUGUUGAACAAAACGUUUAAAACGACAGCCUGCAUUCAAUUUCUGAUGAGCGCAUCGAUUGUGUGCUUCAACCUUUAUCGAAUCACACAAAAAGAUUUGGGGGCAAGAUUAGCGGAAACUGUGUUUUAUGCAUUUUGUAUGAUCAUGGAGAUAUUUUACUACUGCUGGUAUGGGAACGAAGUCAGACUGAAGAGUCUCGAAAUUCCUGACAUGAUAAUCAGAAGUGACUGGAUAAAUUUGGAUGUUGGCUCUCGGAAAAUCCUCGUGAUGAUUAUGCGACGUGCAACGGUGCCCAUCGAGUUCACGAGCCUGCACGUUGUGUCGAUGAACCUCGAGUCUUUCAUGGCCUUACUCAAGGCUUCGUUCACGGCGUGCAACGUGCUUCAACAAACUCAUGGAUAG